Sapajus apella (tufted capuchin) is the source of this 5248-nucleotide messenger RNA. It is a transcript of the gene AKAP3, whose product is annotated as A-kinase anchoring protein 3. Gene Ontology annotation, molecular function: protein kinase A binding. Bases 1071 to 3635 code for a protein of 854 amino acids. The transcript has 5 exons. Gene Ontology annotation, biological process: intracellular protein localization. Lineage: Eukaryota; Metazoa; Chordata; Mammalia; Primates; Cebidae. The record is from RefSeq and is a predicted model, not a curated record. Gene Ontology annotation, cellular component: cytoplasm; sperm principal piece.
UAUAUAUAUUAACAAAAGGCAAGAUGCUUAUAAAUAAGAAGAGUCCUGGUUGGAUUUGACAAAAUAAAGUGAUUCCGUGGGAUUUGCAUAAAAUUUAGACUCUCAAUUCUUUUAUUUCUGAUUCUCCCCUGUGGUGCUCUACAUUUGUUAAUAUGUGAUAAUUAUUCUGCUGUUUUAAGUGGAAUCCAUUGGCAAAAUGUCCCCCUCCUGUAUUUCUCCUGCCUAUAUUAAACACUCUAAAGCAGGGGUCCCCAAACCCCAGGCCAUGGACCGGUGAUCUGCUAGGAACCUGGCCACACAGCAGGUGAGUGGUGGGCAAGUGAGCAAAGCUGAGGUCCACCUUCUGCCAUUAGAUUCUCGUAGGAGCUUGAACCCUAUUGUGAAAGUGCAGGUUGUGCACUCCUUAUGAGAAUCUAGUGCCUGAGGAUCUGUCAGUGUCUCCCAUCACCCCCAGAUGAGACCAUCUAGUUGCAGGAAAUCAGAGCUCCCACAGAUUCUACAUCAUGGCAUAAUGAUAGAAAUAAAGUGCACAGCAGAUGUAAUGUGCUUGAAUCAUCCAGAAACCAUUCUCCCACCCCGCUCCCAUCCGUGGAAAAAUUGUCUUCCAUAACACUGGUCCCUAGUGUGAAAAAGUUUGGGGACCACUGCUCUAAAAAGAUAAUUAAUCAGAAUAAAGCCCAGUCCUUCCAAACUAAACAUGAGCACCUUGGAGCAUGUCUUCACCCCUCCUCUUUGUCUUUUUGACCACUCAUUUUCUGGUAGCCUCACCACUGUUGCUAUAGAAACAGUGAUAGCACCAAUUGUGAUUCUGAUGUCACUCUCCAGUCCCAGCAAGGGGGAGGUACAUGUAAGGCCACAGAAGGAAACAAGAUCUUGAGCUGAGCAAGAACAUCCCAGCAUCUUCACUGACUUUAAAAGUAUAUUCUGGAGUCUUCUGUGGUUCACUAUUCAAGUGCUACAGAGAUUCCUUAUAUUACAUGGCAGGAGGGGGGAUAAACUGAGGGAUGCUGAAAACAUCAAUAAAUUAAUCAAGAGUUUUCCUCAUAUCUCAGAACCUAUCGUGAGUAAGAAUGUCAGAUAAGGUUGACUGGUUACAAAGUCAAAAUGGAGUAUGCAAAGUUGAUGUCUAUUCUCCUGGAGACAGCCAAGCCCAGGACUGGAAAAUGGACACCUCCACGGAUCCUGUCAGAGUGCUCAGCUGGCUCCGCAGAGACCUGGAGAAAAGUACAGCAGAGUUCCAAGAUGUUAGGUUCAAGCCCGGAGAAUCAUCGUUUGGUGGGGAAACGUCCAACUCAGGAGACCCACAUAAAGGUUUCUCUGUAGACUAUUACAACACCACCGCCAAGGGCACUCCAGGGAGAUUGCAUUUGGAGAUAACUCACAAAGAGAAUCCUUUCCAGGGCCCCAGGGCCCAACUUGGCAACGAGAGUUCGGUAGAUGAAGUUUCCUUCUAUGCUAACCGCCUCACGAAUCUAGUCAUAGCCAUGGCCCGCAAAGAGAUCAAUGAGACAAUUGAUGGCUCUGAAAACAAAUGUGUCCAUCAGUCAUUGUACAUAGGGAAUGAACCCACCCCCACCAAAAGUCUCAGUAAGGUAGCAUCAGAGCUGGUGAAUGAGACUGUCUCUGCAUGUUCCAGGAAUGCUGCCCCAGACAAGGCUCCCAGCUCUGGAGACAGAGCAUCAGAAUCAUCACAAAAGCCCCCAAAUUUGAAAUACAAGUCCGUUUUGAAGAAGAAGGAGAGCACCAAGGAAAGACAGGGUCCAGAGGACAAGCCUGAUUCUAAGAAGUCUUUCUUCUAUAAGGAAGUGUUUGAAUCUCGUAAUGCGCAUUAUGCCAGAGAGGGUGGAAGGUUCCUUCCUUGGGAGAGAAAGAUGUUUCGAGGGCAGGAAAGGGCUGAUGACUUUGCAACUUCAGUUAGUGAAGGGAUUAUGACCUAUGCUAACAGUGUGGUAUCUGAUAUGAUGGUCUCCAUCAUGAAGACACUGAAGAUCCAAGUGAAAGACACAACCAUCGCCACCGUCCUGCUGAAGAAGGUUCUGCUCAAGCAUGCAAAAGAGGUGGUCUCAGAUCUCAUCGACUCCUUCAUGAGGAACCUCCACAACGUCACAGGGACCCUCAUGACUAACACAGACUUUGUCUCGGCUGUGAAAAGAACUGUUUUCUCUCAUGGAAGCCAAAAAGCCACAGAUAUCAUGGAUGCCAUGCUAGGGAAGCUGUACAAUGUGAUGUUUGCGGAGAAAGUCUCUGAGCAUAUCAGGAAAGCCAAAGACAAGGCUGAGAGUUAUUCCCUCCUUUCCAUGAAAGGAAUGGGUGAUCCUAGAAAACGAAAUGUGAACUUUGCCAUGAGAUCUGAAGCUAAAUUCAGAGAAGAAAUGUAUUCUGAAGCCAAAUCAGAGAAGGAGAAGACUUGUGCCGAAACUCUGGGUGAACACAUUAUCAAAGAGGGGCUGACUUUGUGGCAUAAAAAUCAGAAAGAAUGUAAAUCUCCAGGUUUCCAGCAUGCAGCCUUUGAAGCUCCCGACGCACAGUGUAAGCCUGCACCAGACAUUUCCUUUGAUUUCCCUGAAGAUAUUUGCAGUCUCAGCCCUCCUCAAUAUCCUCCAGAGAAACCUGAGAAUUUUGUGUUUAAUUCAGACUCCUGGGCCAAGGACCUGAUCAUAUCUGCCCUACUUCUGAUUCAAUAUCACCUGGCCCAGGGAGGAAGAAGGGAUGCACAGAGCUUCCUUGAAGCUGCUGGAACUCCCAACUUUCCUGCCAACAAAUCUCCUGUAGUUCCUGAUGAAUCCUGCCUGAAGACUGCUCACAAUGUAGAUGACCAAGAACAAGCAGAAAAGAAGGACCUAAUGAGCGUUUUCUUCAAUUUCAUCCGGAACUUACUUGGUGAAACCAUUUUCAAGCGUGGCCAUUGCUCUGAACCCAAGGUGCCGGAACAACUAGUUACGGAAGAUAUAAACUUGUGUGAAAGACCUUUAACCUCUUCACCCCCCAAACCAUGUGAACAUGAUGAGACCCCUGGUGCCGUUUCUGGGCUGACCAAGAUGGUUAUCAGUCAGCUAGAUGGCAACGUGAAUGGGCAGAUGGUAGAACAUCUGAUGGACUCAGUGAUGAAGCUGUGUCUUAUCAUUGCCAAGUCCUGUGAUACUUCUUUGACAGAGCUGGAAGAUGACAAGUCUGGAGAUGCCAGCAGGCUAACAUCAGCCUUCCCAGAUAGUUUAUAUGAGUGUUUGCCAGUCAAGGGCACAGGGACAGCAGAAACUCUUCUGCAGAAUGCCUAUCAAGCUAUCCAUAAUGAACUGAGAGGUAUAUCAGGACAGUCCCCUGAAGGGUGUGCAGCACCCAAGGUGAUUGUCAGCAAUCACAACCUAAUAGAUACAGUUCAGAAUAAGCAACUCCAAGCCGUCCUUCAAUGGGUAGCUGCCUCCGAGCUCAAUGUCCCUAUUUUGUAUUUUGCUGGUGAUGACGAAGGAAUCCAGGAGAAGCUACUUCAGCUCUCGGCUGCUGCUGUGGACAAAGGAUGCAGCGUGGGUGAGGUUCUGCAGUCAGUGCUAUGCUAUGAGAAGCAGCGCCAGCUGAAUGAGGCAGUGGGGAAUGUCACGGCACUGCAGCUGCUGGACUGGCUGAUGGUGAACCUGUGAUCAGCAACCCCACUGCUUUCCCCUCUUCCGGCAGUGGGCCUGGCCCUUAUCCCCACCCUUCUUUCUCAUUUCCACAGCUCCCCCUCUAUAUCCUUACAGAGCCCUAACAUUAUCUUCAUAUCACUCUCAUCAAAGACAUGUCAUCUUAUGCUAGUCACUGGAUUUUGCAGAUUUUCCUGUCCACGAGUGCAAGGACGUAAAAUUAAAAAAUUACAACUAAAUGACUCCACGUGUUUUGCUUUCUUGGGAUCCAAUGGAACAAUCAGGUAGAGAAAUCCCAGGAGUGAAAAAAUAACUAGAUGAAUGCCAGAGGUACAGCAGAGCUGGACUGAGGGGCCCUGCUGGAGGUCACUCAGCCUGUCCCCGUCUCUGUCACAAUUUGCAGCUUCCUCAUUCUCUUAAACUAAACCACAGUUUAUCAAUAAUUCAUUUUAGCCUUUUAUAACCAUGAAAAUCAGAAGAUACUUUCUAAUAUUCAAUCAAAAUCAUCCCAAUUACAAUGUUGAAGACUUGGUUUCCCUUUCUCUGUAGAGCUGCAGACAAUGUCCGCCUCCGACUUCAUCCAUGGUUGAAGUUCGUGUCAAGAAUAUUCCCAAGGAUCUGAAUUCUGUUGCUGGUUUUGUUGCUUUCUGGCUGGCUAUAGAACCUGGGAUAAGAUACCUGUUCUAAUACUGCUCUGACUUAAUAUACAUAUCACCCUACUUAAGAAAUACUUUCUGUUCUUAUCCUGAAUUUUCUGUGGAAUUUUAUAUUCUUGACCCUUCUUUCCUUUUAGAAACUUUUCCAUUGGCUUCUAAUUUUCUUCCUGUAUCUCUGGGUCUCUUGGGGGACCUCCUCAACUCUGUCAACUCCUUUUAUGUUUAUCUUUCCUAGGACUUACUUUCAACCCUCUGCUAUUCUAACUCAAAUCUUCCCUGGGAGAUUGCAUCCAAAUCCAUUGCUUUAAUGACUUGGUGUCAAUGUUCAUAAAAUGUUAUGCAACAAUUAAAAUGAAAAGUGUAUUGAGGGGAGGUUAUUCCAAAUGGCAAGUAAAAAAGAAAACUAAAACUAUUUUUAUAUAUUCUAUAUUGUUUCUGAUGUUAUAAUCUUGUUUCACGUAGAAUUCUAUCUGCCCUAUUAUAAUCACAUAAAGGUUAUGUAUUUGUGUAGAUAAGGAUUAGAAAGGGAAGUAAGAAGGCAUACUUAGAUUUGCGGUAUGAUAGAUAAAUGAAUGUGUCCUGCUUGUUCCCCUCCUUUGGGAAAACUUCCAUCCCUUGCUCUAGUCUAGAGAAGCAUCAGUCACAGUACCUUCACCAUCACUGUGGGCUUGGGGCCCUGACUGGCCAAGCAUCCCAGUCUCCCAGGCACAGUUUCUGUGUCACAAUCAUUUUGGAGACUUCCUGUCAGCAAAGAAGCCUGCAUCUUUUGACUGGAUGUUGGUGGUUAAUUUCUGGGCAGAGCCUGUCAUCAGGAUGGAGUUAACCAUAGAGAGAAGCAAGGUUAAUAGAUGAAGAGGAAGUCUGAACCCUACAACCUCAUUUGAAUUCCUGGAUCCCGCUGUGCCUGAAACUACAUCUACCCUUUCUGAUUCCCCAAUUAUAUAAGUCAAUAAAUGUCUUCUGUUGUUUAAGCUA